Messenger RNA from Enterobius vermicularis (human pinworm), 291 nucleotides. The record is from the annotation of a GenBank genome assembly. NCBI's taxonomy places the organism in Eukaryota, Metazoa, Nematoda, Chromadorea, Rhabditida, Oxyuridae.
AUGGAUGCCACUGAAGGGACCUAUGAGGUCGAAGAUAUCGUGGAUGAGCGUAUUGGCGAAGACGGACGUGAGGAGUUCCGAGUAAGGUGGAAAACAUAUGGUGAAGACGAUGAUACUUGGGAACCUAUUGAGAACCUUGAUGACUUCUGUACACAGAUGAUUGAAGCAAUGCGGUUGAAGAAAAAGAAUUUACAGGAAAAUGCUGAGCCAUUGCUCCCUAUCCUUGAAAUUAAGAGUGAAAUUCCAGAAACUGCACAAACGGUUUUAAUUUUUUGUCAUAGUUCUAAAUAA